GCCAAAUAUAGCACCACGCUGGUAGUCUCCCAAUGUUGCAAGCAGUCCAUCAAAUGGGUGGAACACACCUUUCGCGAUCUGGAUAAGGCCAUAUACAGCCUCGAUGGAAGUCUCCAGGACGGCGCCCGCUCCGUCGCGACGAACAGGUCCUCCGUCGAACCGAUCGCUUUCCUCGAAUACGUGAUCGACCACUACGACCAGCUCCCAGACGUCUCCGUCUUCGUCCACGCCCACGCCUCCACAUGGCACCAGAACGACCUCCUCGGAUUCAGCACCUCGUCCAUCAUCGCCCGCCUCAACCUCGCCCACGUCAUGAAGCAGGGCUACCAACCGCUGCGAUGCGAGCACGCCCCCGGCUGCGGCGCCUCCUCGAUCGACCUCAACACGACCACCACGCCCCUCUCCUCCGACAUCGACCUCUACGCCGCGAAGGCCAAAGACGAUUUCCAGGAAAUCGACCAGUCUCUGUUUCGCAAGGCGUGGCGGGAGCUGCACGGAGACGCGGCGCUUCCUGCGCGCCUGGCGGCGCCAGCGUACUCGCAGUUCGCCGUCACCCGGCCGAUGAUCCGGUCGAUGUCGCUGGAACGGUGGAUGCAUUACCGCCAAUGGGUGGAAGAGACGCCUCUGCCGAACACGCAUGUCGCGCGGGUGUUUGAAUACAUGUGGCAGUAUCUGUUCCUCGGCGAAGGCGAGCAUUGCCCCGACGUGUUCACCUGCGCGUGCGACGGCUUCGCAGUGUGUUUC
This is a messenger RNA of Eremomyces bilateralis CBS 781.70, 744 nucleotides long. RefSeq lists its product as uncharacterized. The transcript has a single exon. The annotation marks the transcript as partial. The record is from RefSeq and is a predicted model, not a curated record. NCBI's taxonomy places the organism in Eukaryota, Fungi, Ascomycota, Dothideomycetes, Eremomycetales, Eremomycetaceae.